AUGAAGUUCUCAACAUCCAUCAUCGCCAUCGCUGCCCUCUUGGCUUCCACAGAAGCCUGCCAGUGCCUUUCCGCCGAUGGCGUCAACGUGGCCUCUACCUACAAUUGCUGCCGUGAGGCUGGCGGAACGCUCGAUGGUGACCAAUGUCCAGUUCACCAAAUUCACAAGAAACUCAGCGCCUUUGCCAAGUGUUGCAAGGCAUUCAACGAUCGUUCGGACUGUCGCUGUCCUAGGGGUUGUGACGUUGAGGUCAGCAACUUGUUUGCCCGUGGGGGAGUGCCUCCAACUGAUAAGGAGGUUAACGAUAUUCUUGCCAAAUAUGCAGAUAUAGGCACCGGUUCUUCUAUUGCUACUAUUGCUACUAUUGCUACUAUUGCUACUAUUGCUACUAUUGCUACUAUUGCUACUAUUGCUACUAUUGCUACUAUUGCUACUAUUGCUACUAUUGCUACUAUUGCUACUAUUGCUACUAUUGCUACUAUUGCUACUAUUGCUACUAUUGCUACUAUUGAUAUUAUUUCUUAUACUCCUAUAAGAAGAUUCGGCACCAUGAAUGGAAUAUAA
Trichoderma gamsii is the source of this 564-nucleotide messenger RNA. RefSeq lists its product as hypothetical. The coding region runs from base 1 to 564 and encodes 187 amino acids. The record is from RefSeq and is a predicted model, not a curated record. The transcript is spliced from 2 exons. Lineage: Eukaryota; Fungi; Ascomycota; Sordariomycetes; Hypocreales; Hypocreaceae.